AUGACAAUUAAUCAAUCAUCUCUUCGUACAUUAGAUGCAUCAGGUCAAACUUUGGCAUCAUCUAUAUACUCUUUACCUUAUGUAGUUUUCUCAGAUUGUAUUAAAACAUUCCACUUAUCCUUUUGGAAUACAUCUAUUCCAAUAGAAUUAUCUACUCUUUGCAAUAUAACUCUUGUAAAUAGUAUUGGUUUUUUGAACGAUUUAUCAUUUCCAACAAAUGUUCGUUCUAUUCGUCUUCUACUUUUUUAUACCUAUCCUAAUUAUAUGCUAUCAAACUGGUCAAUAGUUUUACAUACACUUUCAACUUGGUCACAAUUGCAUUCAUUACGUGUAUUUAUGUAUGACUUGCCAGAAACUGUCGAUGAUAAAAAUUGUGAAAUAAUUGCAAAGAUAGCAUUGUUAAUUAGCGAUUUUGGCUUUUGCUUUAGAAAUAAAUUCAGCUCGGCAGAUGGUGAUGAAUUCGAAACUGUAUUUAAAAAUCAUAAAAAAUUUAUUAAACAAUUAUGCAAUUGUAUUCUAUUAUCUUUUGACAAACAACAACCUUAUUAUUCAAUUGAAAAAGAUGGAUGUGGACUCAUUAUGUGA
Rotaria sordida is the source of this 585-nucleotide messenger RNA. The record is from the annotation of a GenBank genome assembly. NCBI's taxonomy places the organism in Eukaryota, Metazoa, Rotifera, Eurotatoria, Philodinida, Philodinidae.